Mesorhabditis spiculigera is the source of this 1014-nucleotide messenger RNA. The record is from the annotation of a GenBank genome assembly. NCBI's taxonomy places the organism in Eukaryota, Metazoa, Nematoda, Chromadorea, Rhabditida, Rhabditidae.
AUGAUGGUCAUCUACGGGCCCUCCUGGGGCAACGGGACUCGUGGAUAUAACUUCGCCUACGAGCUGUACUGCAACGACGACGGCCAGUCGAUAGUCGGUGACUCCGAGUGGGGCGUCUUCGUCAAGUUUGUGCCUGGGGUUGACAGCGUGGCCUGCUACUCUGGGAUGAGGAGACAAAUUGUGGAAGUUUUUCGCCAGCCCACCUGCGACUCGCAGCGCUUUUCGAUAAUCCAAAACUCGACGUCUUGCCCCGACUUCAGCACGAUGGCGUGGUAUUCACCGAGAAACGGCACCUCGGAGCCGAUCAGCAUCGGGGAGAGCCACAACUUGCGCGCGGGUUGUCAGAAGACGUUAGCAGAGUGGAACUUCCCGCGUCUCGAUCUGGCGACUGCAUUUCCGUACUCUGGUUACACCUGCCGCGCUGACCAAUACCUGAUCCGGAACAACACGGUGAUCCCGUUGAGGCUGUCGCUAUGCGAGGAGACGCAGUGGACUGCCGUUACAAUAGACAACAUCCGUCUCCCAAUCGAUGCUGCAACAGACCGAAUCUUUUGCUCAUGGAUGCCGCUUCACCGGCCCCUGACCUGCCACGACCUGAUCCCAACGUCGGCAUGCCCAUCGAACAUCGCCGAGUACACUUCUGACCUGGCGACAGUCCCCUACUCGGUGCCCGGCUUGGUGCCAGCCAACCCGGAAUGCCUCCAGAAUUACACCAUCUGGCACUACAGUCCGUAUGCCGUGGCCAGUGGAUACUCGAUCCGCUGCUACCAACCCGGUACCGACAUCAACAGCCCGACCCGUGCCAGCUCCAGGAUGUUGAUCCUCGUCGAGGACCAUGGAAAAUACCAUUUGACCCGCACGCUGGGAUGUCGUGCUCAUAUGUUUACCAUGGAUGAGCAGUAUACUGCUCGCUUUACGCCUGAAGCCAAGUUCACGUGCAUCGACACUUUGGCCGCGUACGACUCGAUGAUGACGGCCAACGGCUACAACCCAUCGGUUUGGGAUUGGGAUGCU